This is a messenger RNA of Tetranychus urticae (two-spotted spider mite), 561 nucleotides long. Lineage: Eukaryota; Metazoa; Arthropoda; Arachnida; Trombidiformes; Tetranychidae. The record is from RefSeq and is a predicted model, not a curated record.
AUGUGGAUUAUUAAUAGACAUGAUGAUGGAUCUCGUAAAGGUUUGCAAAAUUUAGGAGAUUCAUCUGCUAUUAUUUCUUCUUGUCAGCCUAUUGUCUUUCGCAUAUUCAGUGAUCCUUCAAAUUCAACUCUUAGCCACAAGCCUACUAAGACUUUUCUCUUUCUAGAUGAAGAUGGUGUUUAUCGUGUUAAAAGAUUAUACAGAGAAAUUUUAAAUGGUGAAGAAAGUGGAGAAGCUGGUUUCAUCUGGAAAACCUGGUACCAUUCAAUGAUAGCCGGUGGGAUUAUUGGUGCAACUAUUGGUAUGAGGCCUGUUUAUAAUGACUUCAAAACAAGGUUCAACGAAUAUCAAUUCCAGUCUAAAACUGCAUAUGCUCGGAAACUUGCCGACUGUACCCUGUCUACAUGUAUUCGAAAUGGAUUCAAAUUCGGGUGGAGAGCUGGUUUAUUAGCGUUGCUAUUUUCUACCACAACUAUUAAUUUAGCAGUUUACCAUAAUGACAUAAGAUUUACUGACAUGGUUUUUUCAUUUGCUAUUACCGGUGGAGUUUAUACUUUUUGA